AUGAGUUGGGAGGGGGCGGCGAAGUGGGUUGUUGGGAUCAACGGUAAAAGGAUGAUGUUCGUUCAUGCAAGACUUAUGAAAUUUGAUAGAGUUCUUCUCAUCGGCCGGUAUCGUCGACGUCACGAAAAAUACGACACGAAAAAGAGGUGCAACACGAGGACUUCCCAGGAGGUCACCCAUCCUAGUACUACUCUCGCCCAAGCACGCUUAAGCUGCGGAGUUCGAUGGGAUCCGAGUUCUUCUCAUCGGCCGGUAUCGUCGACGUCACGAAAAAUACGACACGAAAAAGAGGUGCAACACGAGGACUUCCCGGAGGUCACCCAUCCUAGUACUACUCUCGCCCAAGCACGCUUAGCUGCGGAGUUCGAUGGGAUCCGGUGCAUUAGUCUUGGUAUGAUCGCACACUGCCAAGUGUUGCGCGAUCAAUGGUUAUAUGGAUUCGACGACACACGACUAACUUGUGAUGCGUGA
Messenger RNA from Sphenostylis stenocarpa, 471 nucleotides. The record is from the annotation of a GenBank genome assembly. NCBI's taxonomy places the organism in Eukaryota, Viridiplantae, Streptophyta, Magnoliopsida, Fabales, Fabaceae.